Molecule: messenger RNA, 1371 nt
Organism: Solanum lycopersicum (tomato)
Lineage: Eukaryota; Viridiplantae; Streptophyta; Magnoliopsida; Solanales; Solanaceae
Source: RefSeq, a predicted model, not a curated record
AUGCACUUGUUUUGGAACUGGACAACGAAGCAAUUUUCAGCGGACUUGAGAAUCCAACCAGUCUAUUCGAUCUUCAGUAUCUUAACAUACCUAAAUUUGUCAUAUGCUGGUUUUGGUGGGCAGAUUCCAAUGGAAUUGUCAAGAUUGACGAAGUUAAUGUUUCUUGACCUUUCUAAUGUCGCGUUAAAGCUUGAGAGAGGAGAUCUGCAGACACUGGUUGAAAACCUGGCGAAUCUUAGAGAACUUUAUCUUGAUGAAGUGUACAUAUCAUUGAAAAGGAUUGAGUGGUGCUCAACCUUAUCUUCAUCUCUGCCUCAGUUAAGAGUGCUAAGCAUGAAAGAUUGUGGCAUUUCAAGUCCUUUUGAUCCCGUCCUCUUAAAUCUUCAUUUCCUUUCAGUCAUUCGUCUUGAUGGCAACAACUUGUCCAGUAUAGUUCCUGAACUUCUAGCAAAUUUUACAAAACUGACAAACCCUCAGUCUCAGUGCUUGAACUUGAGAAUAACCACUUCAGUGGAGAAGUCCAUUGAAUUUGCUAACAUGUCCUCUUUUUUUGGGACCAUUAAUAUCGAAGCGAUAAAGGGACUUCCUAGGCUAAAAAUCCUUGACCUUUCUUACAACAAUUUGAGAAUUGAUGUACAGGAUAGUAAUUCAACCUCAUUUCCCUUUCCCCAAAUGAGUGAACUUAACUUGGCAUCAUGCCAGUUGCAAAAGCUCCCGGAUCUCAAAAACCAGUUACUCAUGAUUGCAUUAGACCUUUCAUACAACAAUAUUUCAGGACAAGUACCCAACUGGAUUUGGAGUAUUAGUUUAAGUUAUCUGAAUCCUUUUUGCAAUUUCCUCGAGGCUCAGGAAGAACCUUACGAUACAUCUUCAGAAUUAUGGAGUUUCAUUGACUUGCAUAAUAACAGGAUCAAGGGCAAUAUACCCAUUGUACCAACUACUCUUAUCUACCUUUCAAUUGCUUAUAAUAAAUUUACAGGAUCAAUACCCUCUUCUAUAUGCAAUCUAUAUCAGCUUCAAUUUCUUGAUGUGUCGAACAAUUCCAUAAACAGCAAACUACCUCCAUGUCUGUUUCAAAUGUUUGACUAUCUGUCAGUGCUGAAUCUAGGAAGAAACAGACUAAGUGGCAUUAUUCUUGAUACAUUUUUGUCAAACUGCAGUUUGAAAACUUUAGACCUCAGCAACAAUAACUUAGAAGGAAAAGUUCCAAGAUCCCUGCAAAGAUGUGCAUUUCUAGAGGUUUUGAACAUCGGAAACAACAAGAUUAGAGAUAUAUUCCCGUGUAUGUUGAAAACAUUACCCAGUUUGCACGUCCUGGUCCUGAGGUCAAACAAGUUUUAUGGAGAUCUCCAGUGUCGUAUAGCUAAUUAA